CAUCUCAUCCUUUCUCUUAUAUAUUUUUUUUCACCGGCCAGGUGUAGAAACAUUUGAACAGAAAAAUGGGUGCUUCUCUUCCUUCAUCACCGGCAGCUGUUGUGGCUUUUCUCUUUGCCAUUAGCUUUCUCUGUGUCUUUCCUCAAGUUGCUGUCGCUAAAGCAAACCAUGCAGGCGUCACAAGGCACUACAAGUUUGAUAUAAGGUUGACAAAUGUCACCCGAUUGUGCCACACGAAGAGCAUUGUGACAGUCAAUGGGAAGUUCCCUGGCCCUCGAAUUACUGCUAGAGAGGGAGAUAGACUGGUAGUUAAUGUGGUGAAUCAUGUUCCAAACAACAUCAGCAUCCACUGGCAUGGAAUCAGACAACUACAGAGCGGAUGGUAUGAUGGGCCAUCAUACAUAACCCAAUGCCCUAUUCAAACUGGGCAGAGUUAUGUGUACAACUUCACCAUUGUUGGCCAAAGAGGAACUCUUUUCUGGCAUGCCCACAUCUCAUGGCUAAGAGCUACUGUCUACGGACCCCUCAUCAUCCUCCCUAAGCAUAAUGCAUCCUACCCAUUUGCCAAACCACACGAGGAAGUCCCCAUCAUAUUCGGAGAGUGGUGGAAUGUCAAUCCGGAGGCAGUAAUUAGGCAGGCUCUUCAGACCGGAGCCGGUCCAAAUGUCUCCGAUGCCUACACAAUCAAUGGACUUCCCGGACCAUUGUACAAUUGUUCUAAAAAAGAUACGUUCAGGCUGAAGGUGAAGCCGGGGAAGACAUACCUCCUCCGUUUGAUCAAUGCUGCACUCAAUGACGAGCUCUUUUUCAGCAUAGCAAACCACAGCCUAACUGUUGUUGAAGCCGAUGCAAUUUACAUGAAGCCUUUCACGACCAAUGUAUUGGUCAUCACACCGGGACAGACCACCAACGUUCUUCUGAAGACAAAACCCCACGACCCGAAUGCAACAUUCUUAAUGUUAGCUAGACCAUAUUUCACCGGCUUGGGCACCUUCGACAAUUCCACGGUGGCCGGCAUUCUUGAGUAUGAAAAUUCCACGUCCACUUCGAAAAAACAUCGACGUUUCAAACCUGCUCUUCCUGCCCUCAAUGCCACUUCCUUCGUCAUGAAUUUUACUAGGAGAUUUAGAAGUUUGGGCAAUGCUAAAUUCCCUGUCAACGUGCCCAAAACAGUCCAAAAGCGGUUUUUCUUCACUGUAGGCCUAGGAAGCAACCCGUGCCCCAAAAACCAAACCUGCCAAGGGCCUAACAAUAGCUCAAAAUUUGCAGCUUCAAUGAACAAUGUCUCCUUUGUUCUCCCCACCACAGCACUCCUCCAAGCACAUUUCUUUGGGAAAUCUAAUGGGGUGUACACCACUGAUUUUCCAAGCGCUCCUCUCCAUCCAUUCAACUAUACAGGCACUCCACCAAACAAUACAGUUGUGAGCAAUGGAACCAAAGCGGUGGUGCUACAAUUUAAUACUAGUGUGGAAGUAGUGAUGCAAGACACAAGCAUUUUGGGUGCUGAGAGCCAUCCGCUCCAUCUUCACGGCUUCAACUUUUAUGUUGUCGGCCAAGGUUUCGGAAACUUUGACCCCAACAAGGACCCUGCCAACUUUAACGUUGUUGACCCAGCUGAAAGGAAUACAAUUAGUGUGCCUUCCGGCGGUUGGGUCGCCAUUCGGUUCCUUGCAGACAACCCAGGGGCUUGGUUGAUGCAUUGCCACUUUGAUGUCCAUCUGAGCUGGGGUUUAAGGAUGGCCUGGAUUGUCCAGGAUGGGAAGCUCCCCAAUCAGAAGCUGCCUCCUCCACCGUCUGAUCUUCCAAAGUGUUGAUCUUUGACUGAAUACAACACAACCGCUUCUUCUUCUUCUCCUUCUAAUUUAUUUUGGUCAUGUUUUGCAAUAUUGUACCUCUCGAAGAGUAGCCAAAGGCCACAUUGGAACUGAGCCAAAUGUUUGUGCGUUUGCCUCCCUUGAGAUUUUUCUAGAUUCCUCCACUGAAAAAAUGGCAAAAAAAAAGGGUGGAGAAGGUUUUGUACUAUCCAGGAUUUCGAUGCUUAUGUUGGGGCCUAACUAAAUAAUAGCAAUAUUCAUUAAUGAAACA
Molecule: messenger RNA, 2085 nt
Organism: Alnus glutinosa
Lineage: Eukaryota; Viridiplantae; Streptophyta; Magnoliopsida; Fagales; Betulaceae
Product: laccase-2-like
Exons: 6
Coding region: 66-1814 (582 amino acids)
Biological process (GO): lignin catabolic process
Cellular component (GO): apoplast
Molecular function (GO): copper ion binding; hydroquinone:oxygen oxidoreductase activity
Source: RefSeq, a predicted model, not a curated record